AUGCUUUUCCUGGAUAGUAAUCCGAACAUAUUAGAUACUGCCUACGACUACCUCGUUGCUGUCAUCAAGGAUGCAGCAAAAGGUCUUGGUUGGGCUGCUCACCGAAACACCGCUGGUCUUCAAGCCGUUUCAGGAGUAUAUCCUGUACCAGCACAGCAACACGGCGGAUAUCAAUGUGGUUAUCACACAUUCUUGAAUGCCUGGAUCCUCGUUAUGGGUCUCAAACCAGACAAAAACAGGCGCGAAUAUAGUGGAGACAUGUAUGAGGAGGCAUGGAAGCUCGCCAGAGCCGCGACAGCCGGAUUACUUGACUGGAAGGCAUUAGUAGCUUGGUUCUUCUGCCAUAAACUGACCAAGGGAAGGAGCUUCGAAGCUGUCCCCACGAAUCGGCGUUUCGAAACCACUAUUCCUCAAAUGCCAGCAACGCUUGGUAUUCAGGAAGCACUCGGAGAUGGCGAGUUGGGAGAACAUGCGCGACAACGGUACGAUACGGAUGACAGACCUUUGGAGUCACUACCGAUCGCCUAA
This is a messenger RNA of Alternaria atra, 528 nucleotides long. RefSeq lists its product as uncharacterized. The record is from RefSeq and is a predicted model, not a curated record. Lineage: Eukaryota; Fungi; Ascomycota; Dothideomycetes; Pleosporales; Pleosporaceae. The coding region runs from base 1 to 528 and encodes 175 amino acids. The transcript has a single exon.